Anopheles funestus (African malaria mosquito) is the source of this 1980-nucleotide messenger RNA. It is a transcript of the gene frj, whose product is annotated as lysophospholipid acyltransferase 7. Gene Ontology annotation, cellular component: membrane; mitochondria-associated endoplasmic reticulum membrane contact site. The transcript is spliced from 3 exons. Gene Ontology annotation, molecular function: lysophospholipid acyltransferase activity. Bases 316 to 1758 code for a protein of 480 amino acids. The record is from RefSeq and is a predicted model, not a curated record. Gene Ontology annotation, biological process: phosphatidylinositol biosynthetic process; lipid modification. NCBI's taxonomy places the organism in Eukaryota, Metazoa, Arthropoda, Insecta, Diptera, Culicidae.
CAGUUUGUGAGCUAGUCUCUCAUUUUCUAUUUUUUCGUUUUUUGCGCUAUGAAGAAAGUUCGACAUAUGACUAUUCUCAACAAGCAACAGUGUUUAUAAAUUGAUCGAUGUAAACAACGCAACCAAAUUGGAAAACGGCACAAAAAUAGUUUUAUUUUGUUGCGAAAAGGUUCACGGCGAGGUGUACGGCCUCACCGAGCGAGGUUAACGUGUGAAAAUAAGCUGACCCUUUACCGUGGUCCCCGCAGUACAAAGGAAACGAUCAACUAGACUGUUGCAGUUGUAGCGUCGUGGAUCCGUGGUUUAAGCUGCACAAUGAAGGACGAUAUUAUUUAUUUGGUCCUCCUUGCCUCGUGCAUCGGAUUUGGGCAGGUUUAUCGCAAGUUCACCGACCCGGAGCAGAAGAAACUGAUCGGAACGGGAUUCGGGUUGUUGGUGGUGCUAUCCGUCAGCGGGUUCCACAUGCUGCACAUGCUCUUCUGUUAUCUCGUGAGUGCACUGCUGAUAAUCUAUGCUAGCCGAAAAAUUUGUCAUUUGACCUGUUUCGGGUUUAUGUUCGGAUAUCUGUUUUUCUUUCGAUCGCUGUCCUUUCUGGGUUACGAUGCACCGCCCGGGCACACGAACAUGAUACAGAUGAUUCUAACGCUAAAACUAGUGGGUCUUGCAUUCGAGGUGAACAAUGCCUAUACCAAAGCAAAGACAAUCGAUGAGUCGAAAAAGGCAUCGACCGGGAUUGAUAAUCAAGCGCAACCGGCAGCGGAACUGAAUGAUGCUGACCGUGCGUUGCUAAAGCUGAACAUGCUAGACAUCUUUCACUACAGCUUCAAUUACGUCGGAGUACUGACGGGUCCUUACAUUACGUUCAAAACCUACCGGGAUGCAAUCUAUCUACCGUUCAGUGGGAAAGCAGACUGCGCCGGGGCAACGAUAGAAAAGCUAAAGGUUAUUCCACUGUAUGCUGGACUGUUUUUGCUUGUAUCGUACAUAUGGCCACUAGAGUACGCCACUAGUGGGCAAUUUUACGAAGAUCGGUCGUUCUUCUAUCGGUUGAUGUACGUAUGGCCAACGUUUUUCAUCUUCCGCAUGCGUAUUUAUACGGGUAUACUUUUAAGCGAGUGUGUUUGCACAAUGGCCGGUGUUGGAGCUUACCCGAAGCUUUGUGCAAGUAAACCAGGCCAUGGUCCUAGCAAAGAAGAUUACAGUGCAUACGUGUCGUCGUCGUCGUCGCUGGAAUACGAUUUCGAAACGGUACGCAACAUCGACGUGAUCAAUACGGAACGCUGCUGGACGUUCCGGGAAGCCAUGAAGUACUGGAACAUGUGUGUACAGUACUGGAUGGCAAUGUACGUAUACAAGCGCUUCCCUAGCAAGAAAUAUCGUACCCUCGCCACGUUGGCCGUUUCAGCAAUCUGGCAUGGUGUGUACGCAGGAUAUUACUUCUGCAUAUGCGGAGCACCAUUCUAUCUCCCGAUAGAGGAUCUGUACGUGAAGCUGUUCAUAAAGGAUGCUACGGGACAGAAACGCACAGUGCUGAAUGUGCUCUGCUGGAUCUCGAAGUUUUUCGCCUUUUCGUACCUAGGUAUUGCGUUCUUGCUGCUAACGGUGGACAAAAUUUGGUACUAUUACAGUUCCGUGUACCACUUUGGGUACGUACUGUGGAUUGUGCUAUACGGAGUAGGUGUAUUGAUAGCGAAGCAGCGAAAAGCUAAAGCUAAAAAAGAGGCUAAACUACAACAGGAAGUUAGCAAGCAGGACUGAACUGUACGCUACAUUCUAGACACGCGCCAUUGUUCUCAUGACACUCAACUAGACUCAAAUUUGUUGCACUACUAAGAAAACAAUUAUAAACACAAAGUAUGGUGUUCCGUUUUGCGUUCAAAGCUAGACUUUAUGUUAUAGUUGGUUAGUGAUGUUCUUGCGGGUAAAUAUUUAACAUGUUUUUUUUAUUGAAAUAAAAUGGGUUCUGUUGCACAGCAUAAA